Cladocopium goreaui is the source of this 6975-nucleotide messenger RNA. NCBI's taxonomy places the organism in Eukaryota, Dinophyceae, Suessiales, Symbiodiniaceae. The record is from the annotation of a GenBank genome assembly.
AUGUGCCGGGUAGAGCACGUAUCAACUCCUUGUGCUGACUUCGGCACCGGUUUUGAGAACAUAAAGACGUGGCCAUGUCAGACAUGUGCAGUUCCGCUCCUGAAGAGCGAGGAGAUGAUGGGAGAUGAAGAUCCGGUCAAUGUGAGCUUUUGUCCUGAAAGGGUGGGCACCACUCGGCCGCGCGGCCUGAUGGUGGGCCGCUUCAACCGGGCCCUGAUGGGCCGCAUUUCGUUGAAACGGCGGAAGUUGUCAACACCCGACUCUCCCGUGUAUUCCAACGCCUAUGGAAAGGUUAUACCCUCUUACAUCGAUGCAUGGUCUUACCGACCAUCGAACGAGGACACGAGCCCAUUUGGCAGCUUCCAGUAUCAGAUGGGAGGUGGUUUCAACCGUGCUGGCGGUUUCGUGGAGCUCUUGAACUUCGAUGAACCUAAGAAGGUCACCCUUAGGAAGAUUUCAGCCCUGAAGCGCGAAGGCUGGUUCGACCUGAAGCAGGGUUCUAUAGUUGUGGAACUGCUACUGUGGAAUGGCAAUGUGGAUCUUUUGACCCACAUGGCCUUUGCAUUUGAACAUCAGUUCAGUGGCAAGACAGAUGUGAAAGUCUUGGUGAGUUCUUUGAACUUCAACAUCCAUGACUUUAGCCUGGUGUCCACCUAUGCUCGCAUUUUCAUUUACAUCGUCAUCAUCGUUUGCUUCGUCUUCUUCUUCCGCUCACAGGUGGAAGACAUUUCGGCGGACUAUAAGUUGUACUUUUCGGAGCCCAUGGGCUACAUCCACCUGGCCUUGGUGGUUCUGUGUGCCUACGUCAUUGUGAUCUACCUGACCAUCAUUUUCUCCUAUGCCUAUCUUCACUUCAAUCUCCCAAUGGAAGCCGCAGAGUUCCCAGACAUCGCGGAGUUGACCAUGAACAAUCAAGAUCUGAAGGUCGUGAUCUCGGUGGUCACCUGUUUGUUGUUCGUGCAGGCAGUGGCUGAAUGCACCAGUUUGAUGCCCCAGCUGCGAUUGCUGGUGGAUUCAAUGGCUGUGAUGAGCAAUCACCUGGUGACUUUCUUCGUGCUGCUCUUCUUGAUGAUUCUGGGCUUUGGUUUGGCUGGGAUCUUUCUGCUAGGAUAUGACCUGAGCCAGUUCAGAAGUGUGGAUCGAAGCAUUUUGACGGUGGUGGAAAUGAUCCGGGGCAAAGCGAAUUACGAUCAAAUUGUGGAGGCUGACGACUCCUUCGGCGAUUCCUACUUUUUGUUCUUCCAGUUCUUUUUCCUCAUUUUUCAGCAGUUCCUCCUGACGAUUUUGAUGACUGGCUACCUCAAAGAACGCAAGCGUCUCGCCGAAUCUGAGCAGGAACGUGCCGUGAUCGCGCGGGAGUGUGCUUUGAUCCGGACCGCUUUCAAGGAAGAUGACAACCAAUUCAGGCAUCGAAACGUGGCGAAGCUUCUGUUCAUUCACAUGAUGGGAUAUCCGACGCAUUUCGGUCAGAUGGAGUGUUUGAAGCUCAUCGCCUCGAGCAAGUUCGCCGAGAAGCGAGUAGGUUAUCUCGGCUUGACCCAGCUCUUACAUGAGAAUACAGAUGUGCUCAUGCUGGUGACCAACUCGGUGAAACAUGACAUGAACAACGAAAAUCAAUACGUCAACGGCUUGGCGCUUUGUGCCCUGGGCAACAUCGGAAGCAAUGAGAUGUGCCGGGCGUUGGCUAGAGAAGUGGAGAAUAUGAUGGCGUCGCCAAAUCCUUACUUGAGAAAGAAGGCAGCCCUUUGUGCGAUGCGAAUCGUCCGGAAGGUGGAUGAGAUCGAAGACAAAUUCAAUGGAAAGAUCGGCAAUUUGCUGGAGGAUCGGAAUCAUGGCGUCUUGUUGGCCGGUUGCUCGUUGUUGACGACCCUUCUUGAGGUCAAUCCAUCCUACAUCAAGGAGUUCCGAAGGCACGUUCCAUCGCUGCUGCGGGCGUUGAGAAAUAUGGUGACUUCAGGAUAUAGCAGUGCAGCAGAGUAUGACAUUGCAGGCAUCACAGACCCAUUUUUGCAGGCAAAGAUUCUGCGACUUCUACGGAUUUUUGGGGAGCGAAACGUAGAUGCAAGUGACGAGAUGAACGACAUCUUGGCACAAGUGGCGACAAAUACAGAGGGAACGAAGAACACUGGGAACUCGAUUCUGUACGAAUGCGUGCUGACCAUCAUGUCAAUUGAAGCUGAAAGCGGCCUGCGAGUGCUUGGAAUCAACAUUCUUGGCCGCUUCCUCCAAAGUCGAGACAUCAACAUUCGCUAUGUGGCCCUGGCAACAUUGCAACGAGUGGUGAGUGCAGAUCAACAAGUCAUGCAGAGACAUCGCAACACCAUUAUCGAUUGCUUGAAGGAUGCAGACAUCUCCAUCCGAAAACGGGCCUUAGAUGUGACGUACUCCUUGGUGGAUGAGACAAACAUCAAGAGUAUGACCAAGGAGUUGCUGACGUACCUCCUGGUGGCUGAAACCGACUUCAAAGAGGAGUUGUGCAGCAAACUCUGCAUGGCUGUAGAGAAGUUUUCUCCCAAUCGACAGUGGCAGAUCGAUACCCUGAUCAAGAUCAUGUGUCUCGGAGGCAGCCAUGUGAAGGAGGAGCAACGAGAGAAGUUCUGCCGAGUAGUUGCAGCAACUCCAGAACUCCACUCGUACACAGUCAUCAAGCUCUAUGCCAACAUGCGGGAAAGCCUCUCCCAGGAGGCCUUGGUCCACGUGGGCGUUUGGUGCCUCGGGGAAUUCGGCGAUUUGUUGGUCUCGGGACCCACGGCCGUCGGCCCCGACGAUCAACCCUUGGCCGCGGUGAGCUCCAGCGAUGUCUUAGACCUUCUCUACGACGUGGUGCGCAAACCGCCCGUGGCGGACAAGGCGUCUGCGACGCACUGCCUGGUGGCGGCGGCGCUCAUCAAACUGGUGACCCGGUGCCCGGGCGAGUCCGAGAAGAUCAAGAAGCUGCUGAGAAGAUUUGACACUUCCCUCCACGUGGAUCUUCAGCAACGUUCCUGCGAAUUCUUAGAACUCCUGCACUCUGAGUGGGAUCCUCAUCGGCCAGGCAUUUUAGACCGAAUGCCGGUUCCCGAGAAGGAGAUUGGAGCUGCUGGUAGUGCUGCGCCGGUCGUAGCAGCUUCAGGCGGCAAAGAUUUGCUAGAUCUCAACGACCUGUUGGACGCGCCCUCUGGAGCAGCAGUACCCUCCACGAGCCCUGCACCGGCGGCCUACCCUGCGGCCAGUGGUGGUGGGGAUCUUCUCGACCUGCUUGAUGGAGGCCCUGCGGCAGCGCCAGCUCCAGCCCCCAUGGCCGGCGACGGCCUGCUGGACAUCCUGGGUGGCCCCGCGGGCGUCACGCCCGCGGCGACGGAAGCGGCACCGAUGGUGGCCUUCGAGAAGAAUGGCUUGAAGAUCACCUUCUAUCCUCGCAAGGAUGCGGAUGGUUCCACAUCCGUCCUAGCAAAGUUCACCAAUUCGUUGAAUGUACCGAUGACCAAUUUUGUCUUCGAAGCGGCCGUGCCAAAGUAUGUCACCUUGACGAUGCAGCCUGCGACAGGACAGGUCUUGCCGCCGAACACCGCAGAUCUGGUGACUCAGAGCAUGAGAUGUGUGAACUCGACCAACGGUGAGAAGGGAUUGCUAAUGAAACUGCGGAUUGGCUAUGUGUGCAAUGGCACGCCGGUGCAAGAGAUGAGCCAGAUUGACGUCGAGACGUCGGCAGACGCCAUCAUUUCGACUGAAAAAGUUCCGGCGCUGAAAUCGGUGGAGACUCCACUCCGGCGGAUGUUCCGGUCCAUCAAGAGCGCGGUGCAACACGCCAGCGCCAACGUCAGGAGCCGCAUUAUCUCCUUGCAGCAGAUCUUCUUUGGUGCUGGGCAGGGCCCGCGCAACAAGACUGUGGACUACGACCAGGUAGCACGCUUGCGAGACACACGAGCGACUCAACAGAGGGUGAGAAAUAUCGUCUAUGAGAAACGUCCGGGGAACGAUUCAGACGACAUCGACAUCUCGAAGGAUGUUUCCCUACGAGCCGUAGACCCAUUCUACCCGGAUGGCAUGAUGCACUACUACGUGCAAGAAACUGCACCAGAUGGAGUAGCACAGGAUUACAAAGUGCAAGGCUUUCGGCUCGUUGGGAUCUUCUCGAAGGGCAACUAUGACAGAGAAAAGUUCCGAAGCCAAGAGCGCUUUGAGAACCCCAAGUACUACAAGAGAGACCCUCAGGAGAUUCUGAAGGAGAUCAGCCAUCCGGACUACCUGCCCGUUCGCUUGGAGUUCCAAGGGAAGGUACGGGUUUUCUCCUGCGAAUGCAUCUUAGUGGCUCUCCUUUGCUGCAUUUUCCUGAUCUUCGUCUUGCAGGUCACUCGCGUGGUGGAUUCCUAUAGUCUGGGCCGCAUUCAUCGAAUUGCCCUAUUGGACAAGGAAUGGUAUGAAUACCACCCCACGCGCAUCAUGGACUUCAGGAACAUGUCGCUGACAAGGAAGAGUUUCUCAUCCUGGAUGAAGGAAGCUGUCUUUGAAGGUGAACUGGGCUGUGUAGGGACGGACGAAUUCAGUCAAUUUGCCGGUGAAAGUUCCAGCACUGCGAAUUUGUUGCGUGAGAACUGGCAGCUUUAUGUGCAUAGCACCAGUCCAGAGACCUUCUUGAAGCUCAGAUCGCUGCCAGAACUCUCUGGACUUGACAUGGUCAAUACCGCUCCAGAUACAGAAGGAAUGGUGGCCGGAUUUGUGCCGAAGGGCAGUUCGCAAAAGGAUGUGGGGGUCCGCUUGCGGCAAUGGAAUGUAGCGGUCAUGCCCAACAAUCAGAUGAGGAUGAUCCUACAGACUGGCUGCUUCCGCAAAGUGACGAAUGAGCGCUUCAACAUUGAUUAUCCCUACAGCUUAGACCCCUUGGUUUCGGGUUGCGCCUCGUCUGACUGCAUGGGUCGCGUCAUCAACGCUGGUCGUAGCUGCUACACCUUUGAUGGCGAUCACUUGGAUGAACGAGAGCAGACGGGUGCCUACACCGGAUUGAAGUAUGGCUACACCAAAGACAAAGGCAUUCUACUGGGCCUUGGGAGUACGCCAGCCGAAGCCAGGACGGUUCCACGCCUGGAUAGGGAGAGCAUGGGAGAGGUGUGGGAGAUGGUUUCCCAGGACCAGUUAGGGGCAAUGGCCAUGACCUUGGAGUUUGUCACCUACAAUGGCAAUAUGGACAUGUUCACACAUGCCCGGGUGAAAUUUGAGUUGCAGCCGACCGGGUUACUGCAGCGCAACAUCGAAGUUGUGGUUUUUCCACUGAAUGUCUUCAACAUGGGACUCACCGAUUACAGGGAUCAGAGAACGCAAACCAAUCGUGUACUUUUCAUUGUCUACCUGGUGGUGACGCUGUUUUUCUUCUGCUGGGUGCUCCGGGAUUUGCUGAUUCAGUUGCACUUGACCAGCAUGGAAAAGCCUUGGUACAUGUUCAUGCCCGACUACUUCAUGGAUGAUCUGUGGAACACUGUAGAUGUGGCCUGUUUGGUCAUCAAUGGCUUUGUGAUCAACAGCAUUUUCAGGUACAUCCUUAUUGAUGGCAGCUUCAGUCUCAAGGAGGGUUUCCGCUCCUGGACGCUCGACUUCAGCGUCAGCGACUGGGUGACGGUGCAAACCACGGACAGCUACGAGGAGUUCGGCCGUGCUGCGGACCUGUACUCGUCCUUUCAGAUCCUCUCUUCUUUGAAUGGCCUGUUCUUGGUCCUUCGCUUUGCCAAGUACUUUCGCUGCGUCUCCUCGCUGCGUUUGGUCCUUGCAACGCUGGCGGCGGCGGUGUCGGAGUUGGUGUCCAUCGCCGCGGCACUUCUGAUCGUUCUCGUGGCCUUAGUGCUGCUGCUACACACACGCUUCGGUCUUCUCUUUGAGCGCUAUGCCACCUUUGAAUCGUCCAGUCGCUCCAUCUUCCUGUUCCUCACGGGGUACUUUGACACCGAUGACCUCUUCGCCACGUCGCCCUUGUUCUUUCUCUUUGUGACGGUGAUUUUUCAGAUUACCAUCUUGCUGAUCUUGAACCUCUUUGUGUCAGCCAUCAUCUACCGAUGGAAAGACACCCGUCGCGAUGCUGAGGAGUUCUCCAUCGCAGGUUUCUUCAGCAUCAUCAAGGACAAUCUGAACUUCCUGAAAGGCAGCAAGUCUGGCGCAGGAACUCAAGAGGACCGCACCUUGCGGCGCUUGGACGCCAACUUCUGGAAGAAGCUGGGCGUGCUGCCACUCCUGGACCGCCUGGACGAGACGGGAAAGAUUCAGCCGCUGGAGACGGUGGUGGACGAGGAGGAGAGAGAAGAAGAAGGACCGGACGGAGAACACGCUGUGGCAGAUCAGAAGCGCUUUGUCACGGUCUUCAAGAAGGCCCACAUGGAGAUCGCUUCCCAGAUGACCCGCGACAUCGCGGACGACACGGAUGGAGCUGAGGCAGGUGCCCAGGACUUGGAUCAUCGACUCAUUCAUCGAUGGGAGCAGGAAGACAACCUUCAGGAGAAGUUGGGCAUCAUCGAGGAUCCACAGUCGUCAUCGACCAUGGAAGCCUGGCGGCACUUCUUAAAUCGCGCGCUCCCCGGGGAGUACAUCAGCAAUAAGAUGAAUCAGGAGUUAGGGCAAGCCAGGCCAGCCGAGGAAAUUUGGUUGGACGCCUUGAUCACGGUGUUGGAGGAGGCGGAAGCCCUCAGCAAGUUGCAGAAGCUCUUUCUUCCGAUGCCAAUGAUCCAGCCCAAGAAGGCCCAUGAGUGGAGCCUGUUCUACCACAAGAGAUUCCGAAUGGAGCGGCGACUGAACAACUUUCUUCGUUGGCUCCAAGAGGAGGCACGGGGUCAACAUUACCAGUUCGUUCGAGAAAUGGCAGUGUCAAAGGAGAGAGUGCUGAAACAGCAAAGCUUGGUCCUCUCAGACUACCUACAAACCUUGGACGAACAGAUUCAGACUUUGCAGCAAGAGAUGGAGAGUCUGGAAACCAGAAAUUCCUUGAUCAGGGCAAAGGUCUCACCACUUUUGUGA